Thlaspi arvense is the source of this 897-nucleotide messenger RNA. Lineage: Eukaryota; Viridiplantae; Streptophyta; Magnoliopsida; Brassicales; Brassicaceae. The record is from the annotation of a GenBank genome assembly.
CUUCUCGUCAUGUUUCUUCCACUUUUCUGUUUCUUCCUUCUCGAACUCUUCUCAGCGUCGGGAAGAAACACCUACAUUGUGCAUAUGAAUCAGAUUCAUAUGACAAUGGCCUUUGAGAACAGAUCUCAGUGGUAUCAAGCUUCCAUUCAAGCCAUCUCCAGCUCAGCCAAGAUCGUCUACUCAUACAGCAACGCCUUGGAAGGAUUUGUUGCUAUGGCGUUGGUCGCACCCGAGAUCUGCUACAAGCUGCAGACGACGAGGAGUCCGCUCUUCCUCGGCCUUGACGAUCAUUUCCCGAUCAACGUGUCUACCAGCGACGUCGUCAUCGGCGUUAUAGACGGUGGAGUUUGGCCAGAGAGAAGAAGCUUCAACGACAUGGGACUCGGUCCGCCGCCGAGAAACUGGAAAGGGGAGUGCAAAACCGGCACGAACUUCACGGCGUCUCUCUGCAACAACAAACUCAUCGGCGCCAGAUACUUCUUGAAGGGUUUCGAGGCAAAGAAUGGUCCACUCGACGAAUCAACGGACUUCAGAUCUCCUAGAGACUUCUCUGGCCAUGGAACACACACUUCCUCGAUCGCAGCUGGGUCGGCGGUGAAAGGAGCAUCGUGUCUGGGAUACGCCUCCGGAGUUGCUCGAGGAAUGGCUCCUCGAAGUCGGGUCGCGAUCUACAAAGCUUGCUGGGGUGACGGGUACUGCUUGAGCUCGGAUAUUCUAGCGGCAAUGGACAAGGCGAUCGAAGACAGCGUCAACGUCUUGCCCGCUGGAUUAUCACAAAGUUCCAUCACGCCGGAGAUUCUCAAACCGGAUAUGAUCGCACCAGGUGUCAACAUUCUUGCGGCAUGGACCGGAGCAACUGGACCCGGUACCGAUACCGAAUCGCAGUUUCAAAUAUAA